Molecule: messenger RNA, 1526 nt
Organism: Annulohypoxylon maeteangense
Lineage: Eukaryota; Fungi; Ascomycota; Sordariomycetes; Xylariales; Hypoxylaceae
Exons: 1
Coding region: 361-1164 (267 amino acids)
Biological process (GO): carbohydrate metabolic process
Cellular component (GO): membrane
Molecular function (GO): hydrolase activity, acting on carbon-nitrogen (but not peptide) bonds
Source: RefSeq, a predicted model, not a curated record
AACCAACGUACCCCCUGAAAACCCCCUAAAGUUACUUGGGUACUUGACGAUUGACGUAUUUUCCAUCUGCAUUCCAACUUUUUUUUCUUGGCUCUUUUUCUUCGUCCAACUUCAAUGAAAUAUCCAUCCCGACAAGAAACGAACAAAUAAACAGGUGAACAGAUGAACAACGAUACACGAGCCAGUCGUACAAUAACGAACGACAGCACAGAGCGUAUGUGCCGAUCCUACCAACCCUCCAUAUCGGAACCGCCUCCGUAAAAGUUACCCUAGGUCUGUCUAAAGGUCUUAGGUAAUAUUUACGGCAGACAGAUGAAACGAGUCCCAGAACGAAUGUUGCCAUCUUGAACCCGAAAGCAAAUGCCGCGCUUUCCCGCGCUCUUCCGCCUUCCCUCCAAGCUCCGGCGGCGGGCCCGACGUCGGAGGAUGACCACCCUGCUCUUCCUCAUCCUCAUCCUAACCCUCCUCCUCGUGCCCUUCUACAUCGUCUACAAGCCGCCGCGGUCGCUGAUCCGGUACUUCGCGCACCGGUGGCCGGACGUGUUAUGGGAGGUGCAGACGGACAAGAAGAUAGUGGCGCUGACGAUCGACGACGCGCCCUCGGAGCACACGCAGGAGAUCCUAGCGGUGUUGAACGGGCACGAGGCGACGGCCACCUUCUUCGUCAUCGGCGGCCAGGUGCCCGGCAGGGAGGAGACGCUGGCGGAUAUCGUGCGCAGCGGCAGCGAGCUGGGCAACCACGCGAUGCACGACGAGCCCUCGCGCGCCCUCUCCGACGACGACCUCACCCUGCAGAUCGAGACCGUGCGCGACCGCAUCCGCGAUGCCUACUCCACCGCCAACAUGGACCCGAACCCGCAGAUGCCGCCGCAGUACUUCCGUCCCGGCUCCGGCUUCUUCAGCGAUCGCAUGCGCGCUCUCGUUGAUAAGCUCGGGUACAGGCUCGUGCUGGGGAGCGUCUACCCGCACGACCCGCAGAUCAACUGGGCCUGGCUCAACGCGAGACAUGUCCUGAGCAUGGUGCGGCCCGGCGCGAUUAUUAUAUGUCACGAUCGGAGAGGCUGGACAGCGCCGAUGCUAAGAAAGGUGUUGAAACAACUUACAAAGGACGGAUACCGUGUGGUGAGCUUGACGGAGAUGUUGGAAGAAACACGGCAACGCUAAGUGUCGUGCCGCGGUGGAUUAGGAAACGUGGUUACGAUCCUACAGCAAUACUAUUUUCUAAUAAGAGGCGGGUUAUGGUAGGGCACCAGACCGUCUGCCAUGCAUUUAAGGGUAUAGGAGCACUAGACGGCGUAAUAGGGGUGUUUGUACCUAAGACCUGGGUAUGUCAUGGGUAUUGGAAGGCUAAUAGUACCCCCCAUGUGUGGCAUUGUAUAUAGAGAUUUUUAAUUCAAUGAUGAAUGAGAUAUAGAAGGUAUGGCACCGCUUAGAUUGGGUGUGUUGGCUUAAGGGCUAUGGGGAGAAUGGUAGAUCUCUUAGGAGAUAGACUAUGAAUCUACCAAAAUUCAAUAUAUACUUAAUUA